Caenorhabditis sp. 36 PRJEB53466 is the source of this 1444-nucleotide messenger RNA. The record is from the annotation of a GenBank genome assembly. NCBI's taxonomy places the organism in Eukaryota, Metazoa, Nematoda, Chromadorea, Rhabditida, Rhabditidae.
AUGCUCCUCCACGUUUUGCCCCCGCUUUUCGUGCUCUUCCUGGCGGGACUUUCCGACGCCGCUAGCUGCAGAAACCCGCAUGACAAGUACAUUGGGACCAGGUAACAUUUCGAAAGUUGAUUGUUCUGUGAACGCUCUCUUUCAGAUGCUAUUCCUUUGUGUCAAAGAGACAUCCGUUCAAGUCGGCCGAAGAGUACUGCCAUAGUCAUGGAUACUUCCUCGCCACUGUGGACACCGCCAUCACUGCAAACUUCCUUGCCUGUGAGUUCUUUACGGAUUUCAGUCGUAUUAGGUUGUCUUUCAGCAAUGGCCGUGACAGAGUUUGGAACAAACAACGGUCAGUUCUGGAUCGGACUCUCCAGAAGCAAAGACUAUUCUCUGUUCUACUGGGACGACGGAACUUUGGUGGCCUACACGAACUUCGAAGCCGGAUUCCCGACCAAACAGGACUACGUGGCAGAGAACAUCAAGAACGGAAGAUGGGAAACGAUUUCCGAGAACAAAGAACUCGAGUUCGUGUGUUCGUAUGAUCCGGAACUGAAGACGACUCCCACCGCCGCGCCAACAACUCCCACUACUCCAGCAACGACCACGAGAACAACCACCACAACUACUCCGACUACGACUACGGUCACAACAACUACGGUCACUACAGCAACCACUUUAACCACUCCGAAACCGACGACGAGCACUCCGACAACAACAACCACGACUCUUCCGCCGACGACCACGAAGAAGACGUGUCCGGAGGGAUUCACUCUGUUCGAAGCCACUCAGAAGUGUUACAUUGUCGUAAGUUUUGUACUUGAUUCUUUAUAAAAUGUCAAAAAGGUCAAAAAGAAAAGAUAAGGGCACAGAGAGCAGAAGUCAGAACUGAUAUCGAUUGCUUCAUCUUACGAAUCUGAAACUAAUUGACAUUUUGCAGCUCGUCUAUGGAAAUGACUCGGAUUAUCCGGAUGUGCCGGUCAGUUUCCAGAACUAGAAAAUGAAUUGAACUGGGCCGAUUUCAGACCGAUGCUCCAUUCUUGACGAAAGAGAAUCAACGAUGUGCAAAGUACGGAGCCACUGUGGCCUCAGUUCACUCAUCGGAUCAAAAUGAUCUGUUCCGAUGUGAGUGGAAAUGAAGAGUCCGGCCCAUGAGAUCUUUCCAUUUUCAGCUUUGAUCUACGAACGUUUCAAUGACACCCGCUACGCGACAAUCGGACUUUUCAACACUGAUCUGACUGUACAAGGAGGAAAAUGGCAUUGGUUUGACGGAAGUUCGAUGGACUACCUUGACUUUGGAAACAUGUUCCCAAAGACUGGAGACUAUAUUGCUCAGGUACUAACCAAUGUUAUAAUAACAACUAACUAUGUUUAUUUACAGACAUCGUCUCAAGGAUUCUGGGUAACGUACACGCACACAGCUCCAAAUGAGGGCGUCGUGUGCUCAGUGGAUCUUUGA